CCUUCACGGUGUGUGUACCCCCUUCACGGAGUGUGUACCCCCUUCACGGAGGGUGUGUGUGUACCCCCUUCACGGGGUGUGUGCCUACAGGUAAGGGUACCCCCCCUCUCGGCAUGGUGUGUGCCCCUGUCGGGGUGUGUGCCUACAGGUAGGGCCCCCCCUCUCUCGGCAGGGUGUGCCCCCCCCCCUCUCGGCAGGGUGUGUGCCCCUCCCCCUGUCGGGGGCUGUCUCCGGCGAGGCGGGUCGCUGGAACAGGCGGGCGCGCCUCUCUCAUAAACGCGAGGUCGCCUCCCUCGAUCCUCACUCGGCUCGCUGCAGCUCCCUGCACUCCACUGCACCUCCACUGCACUCCACUUGCAAGAUGGCUUUCAAAGGCUCAAGCUCAAAGCCCCGACCCCGGUCUGCGUACGGUGAAAAUGCAGGGAGCCCACAGACGGAGAGGGAACGGUCCGACGCCAUCCAGGGCACAAAGUUCCGCACCUCGGUGAAGGAUGAUACCAGCUGGAUCAACCGUGCCGGUGGACUCAACGAGGACGAGGGCGAGGAGCCGGGGCUGAUAGACUUCGGCGACAAACAUCCGACCUCGCCGCUCUCCCCGACGUACGCAGGCACCAGCCGUUCGUCGAGGCAGCAGCAGCAGGAGUGGGAUGAUAUGGAUUCUCAUGCCGCGUCAACGAAAGGAGCCAGGGACUCGUCCGGCGGCGGAUUCCGGUCGUCGACGCAGAAGUGGGACAGCGCGGGACCCGAGGGAUCUUCGUCUUUCUCCCGCGUGGAGAUCACCGAGACGGAGACACGGCGAGGCGGCCGUGAGCCGUCUGGACCCCCGCCACCUGUCCCUCGCAGCCGCUACUCCGGCAGCGGAGGACAGAGCGGAGGGCAGAGCGGAGGUCAGAGCGGAGGUCAGAGCGAUGUCAGCAAUUCAAAGGAUACGUCUGUCACCCGCACUCGCUUCAGCAGGCCCGUAUCGUCGUCGUCGUCGUCGUCGAUGAAUGAGCAGAUCAACGUGACGGAGAGGAAAGAGGUGUACGGCACCAAGUCUGAGCUCGAGGAUACCGUGACCACCGACAGCAACAAGGAGAACCUCUGGGAGAAUGCGUGGCGCCGGUGCUCGCGAUGCAACCACGCGCUGGGCAAGAGAGCCAACUCCUACAUCCUGGACUACCUGGGCCUCUACUACCACGAGGCCUGCUUCAAGUGUGACGGCUGUGACGCGGACCUGGGUCACAUGGGCGGCGGGGGCACGCUGCACAUCGUGGCCAAGCACGUCAACUGCGACGCGUGCUACCAGAAGAGCCUGCGCUCCGGCUCAGGGCGCUAGUGGCCUCAAGGGUGGUGGCGGCUGGGGUGUGGAAGUGUAGAACGAACUUGACUGGAAACACCCCCCCCCACAUCCUCCCCCCUCCCACCUACUCCACAAAAACAGAGAUGAAGCAACUUCAAUCCCAAACCACAGCACACGCAGCUACCCAGACAAGCUGAACACCAACGCACCACACACACAGCAGCAGCAGCAGCAAAGCAGAGCCUCACAACAACCGCUAUAGCCACGUCCAGGCUUUAAUUUCUCACUCAUUAUUGUCCAGGUCGUCGAUAGACCGGAGUGGGUGGUACGUGACUAGUAAGUAGCAAGUAAUAAUAAUAAUGAGCACGUAUGGUACCUGUGCCAUUCUCAUACCACAAGCCUAUCUCGAAGGCGCUGUGCUUGACAGACGAAUAUGGUCUGUCGCUUGAAGGCAAUAUCGCCUUGUGGUUUUUACCCAAUUUAGGUAAUUUGCGAAUGCUUUUUCAAAUUUGGCAAAUUUGGGAACGCAUGGCCUGCUCUUUUCGAAUAACGCCACAGGUUUCAUAAGGGCCCACUGUGAAACAGAUGGCUCGUAGUUUUGGUUAAUACGCUCGCAGUAUUAACCAGGGCGGCUGGCAGGCUCUUUUAUACUGGAUGUGUUGCGCCGGAUGCAAGCAAUGUUCUCCUGGUCACCGACCCGGCUGCGACAAUGAAGCCCUUGUCUACGUUACACAAGUCAACACAGGCCCGCAGCAUGAAAAGUAUUCACACCGCUCUGCAUUAUGGGAAUAAUAUAAUAUGUUUUCCUUUUUAUUUUUUGUAACAAACGAAUCUAUUUCCCCAUUAAUGAGCUAAGUUUUAACGACUGGGGUUGUUUUUCGUGUCGGUAUGGUUGUGGGUAACGACGGAAUAUUUGUUUUAAUGCUUUUUAAGGAUUGAACAGGUCUUGGUGUUGACAUGGGACAAAUGGCAGCACUUAAUUGCAUUCUUAAUUACGUUAGUUAGCACGUUGCCUCAGCGCGGAACACAAUUUACUCUUAAAUAAAGACACUACCAGCCAGCUGUCUGCUGCGUAGGUUUUCGCACCCGUGCCGUACGGCCCUCUGACGUGUUUUUUUCUGGGCUGUGCCGCUCGGGCGUUCGGCACGACGAUGCCCGACGUUUCCCUCCCGAUGCUCGGAGCUUUUUCCAGCACGUGGAGAAAAACGGCGGAGAUCGAAGGAGCACGUCGGAGAGCCAGGUUUCUGUGAAUGCUUCUUUCAAAGCCCAAACAACAAGGUCACUUUCUGGGCCUCAUCGGCAGGAUUCGACCCGUUAAACAAACGCCUCUGGAUCGCCUGCUGUUAUAGACAAUAGCCCUCUACCAACACUGUGGGGCCGUUAAGCACAGCCGGAUGAGGGCCUCCCAACACCGGUUCUGCGGGGGUUUAUUUGUCCGUACUUCACCGCGCAGAUUUGGUGCCCCGCAACCUAUAACAACCUGUUGUGCGUCAUGGGCACCCAUCAAAGGUUGCGGGUAAUUAAAUAACGAAUAUACAUGGGAAUAUCGGUUUCACAAAAACCAAAACAUUUACUUCGAUAAGCGGAAUCCAAAGCAGCACAUGUUUAAAAUAAAUAAAUAUGACAGUGGACAGUGAAUUGCCUCCGUGAAGGUGAACUAUCAUUUGCAAUACUACACUCUCACCCUAAGCAGGAUUUGAACUUGUCACUUUAAAGUAAGGGGCCAGCUGCCUACCACAAAAGCCACAUUAUCCAAUGCAAUGCUCUUGUGAAUAAAUAAGUCAAAUAGACAUUUUUACAAGCAGGGCUUUUGAAAUAUGUAUAUCAAUGUCGGGAAUAUUUAUCGUAUUUGCACAGCAUAUUAUACCGGGUUGUUUACGCGGUUUGUGAGAGUUGUCUUUCUUGCGUUGCGAUCACACCUGACGAGUAAGCUGAUGUCUUGCAUACAAUUCUUUUCAAUCGCUUGUCCUAAAAGAUGUGACGAUAGUAUCUGAAGCACCCGCAUUCCUAAACACUGGCCUCACCAUUGCCGUCAACCAUUGUUUAUCCACUACUGGAUGAAGACCUAUCCACACUGUGGUCAUCCGUCAAAUCUUAAAACGCCACAAUCCAACUCACUCCUGCACGUGAGCUGAUCUCAUUGUUCCAUCUCCGUGCUGGCCAUCCUCUCGGGCACGUGAUCCUGUUUUGUUUCUCUCUCAAUCCAUCAGCAGUUCCGUCGAUUGACCGUCAUCCAUUCUGGCCACGAUGUGUCCUGCCCAGAGCCAUUUUGCUUUCCUUUAAAGUCAAUGUCUCGAAUGUUUGUUCUAUGCUACAUGUGUUUCUGUCCGUCUCUCUCAGUGUAGUUCAAUUAAUGCACUUUUUCAUCCUUCUUUAUGCACUUUUGAGGUUGUGUUCCAUCUUAUUUGUUCACGAUUCCAAUUCAGAUAUCAUCGUGGGUAAUUUGCACUGAUUUAAGUCCAUUCUUGUUCGGGUAAAUUUGUACACUAAUAUUAAUUAUCAAGCUCGGCAUUCCCAAAUGACUCUCAUGAAACUCCAGAGACCCAUCAAGGAUAUCGCCCUGCGCCGCCCUGGCAGAGUGUGAGGUCACGCAAAAGUAAAUGUAUGGACAGCGAAGGUGAAUGCAGAUGACGUUUACCAGGGGUGAUUGCUGCGUAAACCUAUGGAAGGGAAAUAGGUUGAACAUGGGGUUUGGUUGGUCACGUUAUACGUGGGAUUAACAGAUAAUAGCUUUAACUAAAGGGUUACAAGCUACAGAACUUUUGGUAAUUAGUAAUUGCUCCGGCGUAGUAUUGUUUGUUAGGAUUUCAAGUCCUCUAUUUGUACUGCAAUUGCAUGUUUUAUGGUUUGAAAAUAAACAUUUAGCCACGGUU
Messenger RNA from Lethenteron reissneri (Far Eastern brook lamprey), 4155 nucleotides. RefSeq names its product LIM domain only protein 7-like. NCBI's taxonomy places the organism in Eukaryota, Metazoa, Chordata, Hyperoartia, Petromyzontiformes, Petromyzontidae. The record is from RefSeq and is a predicted model, not a curated record. Gene Ontology annotation, biological process: regulation of signaling; regulation of cell adhesion.